Phoenix dactylifera (date palm) is the source of this 1855-nucleotide messenger RNA. RefSeq lists its product as uncharacterized. The record is from RefSeq and is a predicted model, not a curated record. Lineage: Eukaryota; Viridiplantae; Streptophyta; Magnoliopsida; Arecales; Arecaceae.
AAUAAAAUCUCCAGAGUGAUGAGCUGCAUAUGAUGCCACCCAAUCUGCAGCGCUAUUGACCGCACACUCUUCAUUUAUCAAAUAACAAAAGAAAGCUAAAUUGACAUUUAAGCAAUCUUUCCUUUAUACAGAAGAACAUUACUGGAAAAUGGCAAUGCAGUUGAUAGCUAACUCAUCCCUUAUUUUUUCUCUCUCAGCCAGCAGCUGCCACCUUAGAUCCCUCCUACUCUGCUACAGCUCUAAGAAAGGAUUAUUAAAAUCCAAUCAUACAGAAAAUAUUAUCAGAAACCUCAGAACAACCCCACCUCCAAAGUUCAAUACCUUUCAUGCACAUGCUCUCCUCUCUAAACUCUCUUUUACUUGUCUCCCACAUGCAGCUGACUGCGUACGUUAAAAUCUCAGGCCCUAAAAUCUAGUGCUUAACAGAAGAAAAAAAAGGAGAGCCCUUCUCACGUUUUCACCAUCCAUUAAACUAAGCUAUCUGCUAUUCUUUAAUGGGGAAUCAUUGAACACUAGAUAGCCUAAUACUGUAUUGGUUGUGGGAAUGUACUUUUCAAUGUAGUUGGAAAAGGCACUUCCAAUCUCAAAGGCCCCAUUGGAGGUGAGGCUCCUUCACUCACUUUCAUGGGCAUUGAUAGUUCACUCUCUUUGCCUCUCACUUUCCAGCUUGGAAAAAUUAUUGGAGCUCUUGGAAUCUUCCAUUGUAUCAUUCAUAUGAGUUGUUGAUAUCUAUUGAAAGGGUUAAGAGGCUUAUCAACUGGAUGUAUUCCAGUCUAAGUGGAUCAGUAGUGCUACUGUUCUCAGGAGAAAAAUGCAAGAUCUCUUUCCCAUUCCUUCCUGCUUUUCUUCUGGCGAAAAGCUCCAUGAUGAUCCGACCUCAGCAGUUGCAACCAGGUCAGGCCAAGGUGCUGCGUUGUUAAUCUACCGCACUAGGAUCGCAGGCCACUGCCGCCUGAUCACUGUCACAUGGUGCAAGAAUCUUCUUGCGCAUGGCCUCUCAGUCUUGGUAGAAGGAUCGGACAAAGAUGAUGAGCAUAAAGGCAAUGGCAGCAGCGUCGAUGUCGAUAACAACAACAGCAGCAGCAGCAAACACCAGAACAGCUGCAAGGUUGAGAUGCGGCCAUGGAACUUUUGGCGCAAGCAUGGCUCCAAACGGUUCCUUGUGGAGGGGAAGCCUGUUGAUGUGUUCUGGGACCUCAGGAGUGCUAAAUUCUCUGAUGAGCCCGAGCCUCAGUCAGACUACUAUGUGGCAGUGGUCUCUGAUGGUGAGGUGGUCCUUUUACUUGGUGAUUUGAAGGAGGAGGCCUUUCGGAGGACAGGUUCGAGGCCUUCUCUCAUCGAAGCCAUCUUAGUAUCCAAGAAGGAGCAUGUCUUUGGCAAGAAGAGAUUCUCAGCAAGAGCUAAAUUUCAUGAGAAGGGAAAAUUCCAUGACAUCUCAAUAGAAUGCAACGGUAGCAGUAGCAGCACCACUGGUAGCAUGGAUUCAGAGAUGGUGAUGAAGGUCGAUCGGCAUGUCGCCAUUCAUGUGAGACAUCUCCAAUGGAAAUUCAGAGGAAAUGAAUCAAUUUCCAUUAACAAACAGAGAGUUCAAGUGUAUUGGGAUGUUCAUGACUGGCUCUUCACCCCUGGGUUAAGGCACGCGCUGUUUAUAUUUAAGCCCGAGUCCCUGCCAUCAUCAUCGACAUCAUCGAGUUCGUAUAAUAGUUUUGCAGGAACCAAUGCGAAUGGAGGUGAGUCCUCUGGUUUUUGCUUGUUUCUAUAUGCUUGGAAGCUUGAGUAAGAAUCCAGCUUAUAAUGCUUGGAUACAAUGUUUUCGUUUAGAUUGUGAAGGAAAUGAGAGGUGCUUUGGUUUGGA